GACUUCUCAGUUAGUAUAGUCGCACUAACAGCGACUUCGCUUCACUCAUCAUGAUUGCACUGCUAAACAUAGGAGCUCUGUUGCUCGUGGUUACUACAUGCCAUGGACAAUAUGAGCAAGAGGUGGACGUUCCUAACAUUAUAAAUUCGGAAUACGGGUCUCUGUGGCCUCUACCACAAAGUGUGCAGAUAUCAUCAGUGCCAUUCAGUCUAAGCAGGAAUAGUUUUCAGAUAGUCCAUUCGCAGAAGUCUUCAGCUGGUCCCAACUGCGACCUUCUGCAAAAUGCGUUUCGCAGGUAUUUUGAAUACAUGUUUGGGUUCACUAAGAAUCAGGGAAGGUACAGGAGUGGAUUGGUAUCGGAGGUGUCUGAACUACAGGUGUUGAUCACAUCGGCUGAUCCAGAAUGUGACGCAUAUCCAAGUGUAACAUCUGAUGAGUCAUAUGAACUCACUGUAGACCAGCCCACUGCUGUACUGACUGCUAACAAGGUGUGGGGAGCCCUCCGAGGACUUGAGACGUUCAGCCAGUUGGUGUAUGAAGAUGACUAUGGAGCUAGGAGCAUUAACAAGACUGUGGUAAAAGACUUUCCCAGGUUUGCUCACAGAGGCAUUCUACUGGACACCGCCCGCCACUUUCUACCCAUCAAAGUCAUUAUGGCAAACCUGGAAGCCAUGGCGAUGAACAAGUACAAUGUCUUCCAUUGGCACAUAGUUGAUGACAACUCCUUCCCCUACCAGAGUCCGUCCUUCCCUGACCUUAGCCAAAAGGGGGCCUUCCACCCAUAUACACACAUUUACACUCCAUCGGAUGUGAAGAGGGUGAUUGAAUUUGCACGGACAAGGGGGAUUCGUGUGGUCUCAGAGUUCGACACUCCAGGGCACACUCAGGCAUGGGGCAAAGGUCAGAUGGGGCUCCUGACUCCAUGCUAUGCUGGGGACUCUCCCUCUGGAACGUUUGGCCCCGUCAACCCCAUCCUGAACACCACAUAUGAAUUCAUGAGUCAGUUCUUCAAGGAGGUUAGCGCUGUUUUCCCCGAUGCCUAUGUUCACUUGGGUGGAGAUGAAGUGGACUUCACCUGCUGGAAAUCAAACCCUGACAUUCAGAAAUUCAUGGAUGCACAAGGCUUUGGAACAGACUAUAGCAAGCUGGAGUCUUACUAUAUCCAGAAGAUCCUGGAUAUUGUUGCUUCAACCAGCAAGGGCUACAUGGUUUGGCAGGAAGUAUUUGACAAUAAAGUGAAGAUAAAUCCCGACACACUGGUUCAGGUGUGGAAAGGAAAUGAGCAGAAGUACCAGCAGGAGAUGGCUGCAGUUACAGCAGCGGGCUUCCAAACCAUACUCUCCAGCCCCUGGUACCUCAACCGCAUCUCCUAUGGGCAAGACUGGAAGCAGAUAUACAUGGCUGACCCCCACAGCUUUAAUGGAACCGUGGAACAAAAGAAAAAGGUAGUUGGUGGAGAGGCCUGCCUGUGGGGGGAAUUUGUGGAUGCCACAAACCUCACACCCAGACUUUGGCCCCGGGCGAGCGCUGUCGCUGAACGGCUGUGGAGUGACCAAUCCGUGACCAACAUUGACGAUGCCUACAGUCGCCUCAUCCAGCACCGCUGCCGCAUGGUCCAACGAGGGCUCCCAGCCGAACCCCUGUACGUGGGGUACUGCGACCACGAGUACAAAGGCCUCUGAUAACCGCUUACUGCUGGAGCCUGGGGAUCCCCAGCACUAAUGUGAAGCAAAAAUCACUUCCGCACUAAUGUUUUAAACCUGUUCAUUGGGUGAUUAGCUGCUUGGAUUAAACAACUUUAUAGAUUCACUUAUAAAAUGCAAAACAUAAAAGGAAAUUUGCUAUCUUGGCUCAUCUUGGCUUGGCUAUUUGCCAUAUACAUUCUCAGCAAACAGAUUUAUUUUGAAUGACCUUUUUAUAAGCAUUUGUAUAAUUAUAUAAAAAAAAUAAACUUGGGGACUUUUUAAAUGCA
Conger conger (European conger) is the source of this 1972-nucleotide messenger RNA. RefSeq names its product hexosaminidase B (beta polypeptide) (gene hexb). The transcript has 14 exons. Gene Ontology annotation, cellular component: membrane. The record is from RefSeq and is a predicted model, not a curated record. NCBI's taxonomy places the organism in Eukaryota, Metazoa, Chordata, Actinopteri, Anguilliformes, Congridae. Gene Ontology annotation, molecular function: beta-N-acetylhexosaminidase activity. The coding region runs from base 51 to 1682 and encodes 543 amino acids. Gene Ontology annotation, biological process: glycosaminoglycan metabolic process; ganglioside catabolic process; carbohydrate metabolic process.